Megalobrama amblycephala (Wuchang bream) is the source of this 1992-nucleotide messenger RNA. RefSeq names its product hydroxymethylbilane synthase a (gene hmbsa). NCBI's taxonomy places the organism in Eukaryota, Metazoa, Chordata, Actinopteri, Cypriniformes, Xenocyprididae. Gene Ontology annotation, molecular function: hydroxymethylbilane synthase activity. The transcript is spliced from 14 exons. The record is from RefSeq and is a predicted model, not a curated record. Gene Ontology annotation, cellular component: cytoplasm. Gene Ontology annotation, biological process: heme biosynthetic process. The coding region runs from base 192 to 1268 and encodes 358 amino acids.
AUGAACACAUCUACAGCGUGCUCUUGGCAGACGGAAGUGUCUUUCUCGUCUAGGUCACACCUCAGAAAUCAGGUCACACGUUGAGUUUGCGGCAGCAGUUGGGCAUUUUAGAAGUCAGAAGUCACUUAACCAAAACAUUUGUGCAAAUGAGUGAAAAAUCUUGACGAUACAGUUCGGGGAACAGAUCGCUGAUGUCUGGGAACGUUUGUAUCCCUCAAGAAGGAAAUGGCAAAGUCAGUCGGGUUAUUCGCAUGGGAACAAGGAAGAGCCAGCUGGCUCGCAUUCAAACAGACAGUGUGGCCAGCACACUGAAAGAGCUUUAUCCAGACGUUCAUCUAGAGAUAGUUGCCAUGUCGACAAUUGGGGACAAAAUCCUGGACACUGCAUUAUCAAAGAUUGGCGAAAAGAGCCUCUUCACCAAAGAGCUGGAAAAUGCCCUUGAGAGAAAUGAAGUGGAUAUUGUGGUUCACUCUCUUAAGGAUUUACCUACCUCAUUGCCCCCUGGAUUCACUAUUGGAGCCAUUCUUCAGCGGGAAAAUCCCCAUGAUGCAGUGGUGCUUCAUCCAAAGAAUGCUGGACUUACCCUGGACAGCCUGCCAGAGAAGAGUGUGAUUGGCACAAGUUCACUUCGCAGAGCAGCUCAGCUGAAGAAACGAUUUCCUCAACUGGAAUUUGAAAAUAUUAGAGGGAACCUAAAUACCCGCCUAAAGAAGCUGGAUGAAAAGGACGACUAUGCUGCCAUCAUUCUGGCCGCAGCAGGCCUCAAACGUAUGGGCUGGGAAAACCGAAUCAGUCAAAUUCUCGGCCCGGAAGAUUGCAUGUACGCAGUUGGCCAGGGAGCAUUGGCAGUGGAAGUCAGAGCACAAGAUAAAGAUAUUCUGGAAAUGGUUUCUGUCCUGCACCAUCCGGACACAGUGCUGCGGUGCAUCUCUGAGAGAGCUUUCCUCAAACAGCUGGAAGGAGGCUGCAGUGUGCCUGUUGCUGUUCAUACAGAAGUGAAAGAGUCCAAGUUAUAUUUGACUGGAGCAGUUUAUAGUUUGGAUGGAGCUGAUUGCUUGAAGGACACUAUGCAGACGUGUGUGGAAAUAGACAACAAAGUGAGUGAGAGCACACCGGAGUGUGUACACGUUGCAGUCACUGCCAACAGUAUAUCAUCAUCAGCCCUCGAUGCUGCUGAGAAACUGGGGAUGGAUCUAGCAAAUGUUCUCCUUAACAAGGGGGCUAAAGACAUUCUCACAACAGCCAGGAAACUUAAUGAUGCUCGAUAACUUUUUUUUUUUUUCACAUUUUGUGCACUGAAGUUAAGACCUAUUUCAGGAAUCUUUGACAUGCUGUUAACUUGAUAAACAGUACACUCAACUGUAUGAUCUAUAGCUGAAUCUCCAGAGCUUAAGUACAACCAUGAUUGGGUGAAGUAUCAAGUCACUUCAGCUACUGUACCUCAGUUCAACAAUGUGACAACACAAGAUGCUGAAACUUGGACUGUUUUGACUGCCAUCAUCUCUCAGGCACAGAAUUCUGGAAGAAAAUUCAUGUUGAUCGUCUUCCUCUUCUAAUGAUCAGGCUGCCUUUAUCUAUGAACCACAUAAAAAUGAGGUGCUCAAAAUGGCUACCUUUUACAUCUGGCCAUGGUUUUGAUUAUAGAAAUGAGUAUCUAACAAAAUUUAUAUCUAUAUCUGUAUAUGCUUAAUUUUCAAAAAUAUAUGCAUUUUAUCACUGUGGAAUACUAUAAAACUAACCCAUAUUCAUAUUCUAAGAUGUGAUUUCUUAAGUGUUUGGAAUCAAUGUAAGAUUUGUAUUGGCAAAAUAUUCUGUUUUAAGUUUGCCUAAAUUAAAAGAUUAACUAGAAUGUUUUUUUUAGUCAAAGACGACGCCAUAAUGUGCCUUAUAAACAUGUUGAAUUGUAAACUUAAUCAUAGCAAAUCACUUUGACCAGCAAUGUUAAUGUUUUCUGUAACUACCAACAUGAGAAAAUAAAGAAUAUCUUUAGUA